CGAGCUAAUUUGAAAUUCCACACUCCGGUUUUUUAAAGGGAAUCGAGGAAGGUGGAGGGACGAUUCUCUGGCCCCUCUGUCUUCCCUCCAUUCCCGAAAUUUGGGGUUUAAGAAUUCGAACCUCUUGCUUUUACAAGUAUUUGGUGCCUUAGAGGCCGAUUUCUAAACCCUAAAUUUUACUUUGGGGAGAGAGAAAACUAAGUGUUCAAGGAUUUACAGAGGGGGAAGUUAGGGUUCGUUCUUUCUGAUACAUAUUGGAAACGUGAUUUUGUUUUUGGUCGAAUUGAAACGCUAAUAUGAGUAACCAGGCAGCUGGUACGAGAAGGCAAACGCUCGGCCAGAAACGGGGGCCUUCGACUGUGAAGAAAUCUGUGAAUUUAGAGAAUGGAAGCAAUGGCCAUCCAUCUAAACCUUCGUCUCCUAACCAGCCAUCAUCAGUAAAUGGUGAGAGGACUGUAAAGAAGCUGAGAUUAUCAAAGGCUUUGACGAUUCCUGAGGGCACAACAGUUUCUGAUGCCUGUCGACGAAUGGCCACACGUCGAGUCGAUGCUGUUUUACUUACAGAUUCAAAUGGUUUGCUCUCAGGAAUUGUUACUGAUAAGGAUAUUGCUACAAGAGUCAUUGCGGAGGGAUUACGUCCUGAACAAACAAUUGUAUCCAAAAUCAUGACUAGAAAUCCAGUUUUUGUCACGGCGGAUUCAUUGGCGAUCGAGGCAUUGCAAAAGAUGGUCCAAGGAAAAUUCAGACAUCUCCCUGUUGUAGAAAAUGGUGAAGUUAUUGCUUUGUUGGAUAUCACAAAGUGCCUCUAUGAUGCUAUCUCUAGAAUGGAGAGAGCUGCAGAACAAGGAAGCGCCAUUGCAGCUGCUGUAGAAGGGGUAGAGCGUCAAUGGGGAAGCAAUUUUUCUGCACCAUAUGCUUUCAUUGAAACUCUUCGGGAAAGGAUGUUCAAGCCCCCAUUGUCGACAAUUGUUACUGAAAACACCAAGGUAGCAACUGUUUCACCAUCUGAUCCUGUCUAUGUGGCUGCCAAAAAGAUGCGAGAAUUACGUGUGAAUUCAGUAAUAAUUGUGACAGGAAACAAACCUCAAGGAAUUCUUACUUCAAAGGAUAUCCUUAUGCGAGUUGUGGCCCAAAAUCUUUCUCCUGAAUUGACACUUGUGGAAAAGGUAAUGACACCAAACCCUGAAUGUGCAACAUUGGACCACACUAUUCUUGAUGCUCUGCAUAUUAUGCAUGAUGGAAAAUUUUUACACCUUCCUGUGUUGGACAGAGAUGGAAACAUAGCUGCUUGUGUGGAUGUUCUGCAAAUAACUCAGGCAGCCAUUUCUAUGGUUGAAGGUGGCACUGGGGCUGUGAACGAUGUGGCUAACACAAUGAUGCAGAAAUUCUGGGAUUCUGCCCUUGCGCUCGAACCGCCUGAAGAUGACUAUGACACUCAAAGUGAUGUAUCUGCUUUGAUGGUCGCUGAUGGUAUGGAGUCUGGAAGAUCUGCUUAUCCAUCCCUGGGUCUUGGAAACACAUUUUCUUUUAAGUUUGAGGAUCGCAAGGGACGAGUACAUAGGUUCAAUUUUGGUACUGAAAAUUUGGGAGAGUUGUCAAAUGCUGUUCUCCAGCGAAUAGGGCACUCUGAGGAGGAUCGUCCACCACAGUUGUUGUACCUGGAUGAUGAAGGGGACAAAGUCUUGCUUUCAAGUGACAGUGAUCUUGUUGCAGCUACAAACCAUGCUCGAAUAGCUGGUUGGAAGGUCUUGAGGUUGCAUCUUGACUACUCAGAUCACCAGGAGAAGUCCCAUUCAAAGUCUACAUCGGGUGUUGAAGUCAUGGAAAGACGGGGAUGGACAUCUCUUCAUUCUGGGCUUUUGGCAGGUGCAGUUUUGUUAACAGGCAUCAGUGUGAUGGUUUACUUGAAACGAUACAAGUCAUGAGCCCUAAGCAUUUGCAUGAGCAUUGCUGGGUCUGCAGUGAUUCCUUUUCCAUGUUUGAGUUGCUUUAAAAUGGGGAGCAGGCUAAAAUUAUGAAAGGUUCACAAAAGUGACUUAGGGUUUUUAUAGGGGCCAUUAAGAUCUUCAGGUUGAGAUGCCUUGGGUGUGGAUGGGGCAAUGGCUAUGAAAAUUAUAGCUGGAUCAGUAAGAGAGAGGUGGAUGGUUGAGGAUAUGUGGUACAUAAAUUAUUAACAAAGCUUCUCUUCUAACAAUAUACAAAGAGAGAAGUCACUCCUAGUGACCUAAAGAGAUAUAUUUACUAAGAUUAUUGGUCUUAGGAAAAUGCUAUCCUCAUGUGACAUUGAAAAUCUUUUUAUUUUAAAUUGAGCCAAUUUAGUAUAAUUA
Molecule: messenger RNA, 2327 nt
Organism: Amborella trichopoda
Lineage: Eukaryota; Viridiplantae; Streptophyta; Magnoliopsida; Amborellales; Amborellaceae
Product: CBS domain-containing protein CBSCBSPB3
Molecular function (GO): protein binding
Source: RefSeq, a predicted model, not a curated record